This is a messenger RNA of Kwoniella botswanensis, 849 nucleotides long. RefSeq lists its product as uncharacterized. The coding region runs from base 1 to 849 and encodes 282 amino acids. The transcript is spliced from 2 exons. The record is from RefSeq and is a predicted model, not a curated record. Lineage: Eukaryota; Fungi; Basidiomycota; Tremellomycetes; Tremellales; Cryptococcaceae.
AUGGCUUUCAAACUUGAGCCUAUCGAAAUCGUAGCCAUCUGCUUAGCAUCCUUCGCUGUCCUUCUCAUAACCUUCUACGCCCUAUACAAACUCACCAAAUCAUGUCGGACAUCCUCUUCAGCAUCUACCACGCCUAUACAUGAAUCUCGCAACCAGUACGGAUACGGUGGUGGUAAUGGAUAUGGAUAUGAUCAUGGAGGGAAUGCUCAUAAUCCAUUUAUGAAUUAUCCAUAUUCUGCUGGAUCUUCAUCCAAAGGAAUGGGGGGCCGGAAUACACCUACACCUAUACCAACUACAAUACAACCAUCACCUUCUACUGGACAUACUACGCUCGUUACUCCUUCUACCGCCAGCGGGGGAAAGAAUGGACAUAAAUUGAAGAAAGGCGGUAUAGGGUUGAUACAUUCACCUUGGCAAUCGUCUAAUAAAGAUAAAGAAAAGGUAGAUAUGGAAGAAAAGACCAAUGAUGAAUUGGUCGUGGUCACUUAUGAAGAUGGAUUAAGGAAAUUAGGUAUUCAACCUAUACGUGAGAUCCCCCAAGGGCCCCAAGGGGGAGUGGUAAAUCAAUAUAGAAACGUACCUCCGAUUAAUACAAACGUGUCAUUCGUCAACCCAAAUCCAAAUCCAAAUACCAAUUUAUACACUCCUGCUUCUACAAUCACACCGUCUGCGAUGGCGUCUUCGACUCGACCCGAAAUGGUAGAGAGAGAAUCAUCCAGGAGGACAUACCAUUCCGUUGCUGGAAGGGGACACGGUGCGGGACGAAGGGGCCAUACGAAUACGAUGGGUACGAUGGGUAGUAAUCUGUUGCCUAGUUAUUAUAUAGAAACGAAUGCGGGGGAUGAUUGA